AUGUGCUUUGGUGGCGCUGGAGGUGUCAUGCUGGGCUCGGUACUUGCCUACAAAGUGGAACUCCAGGCCUCGGACCUAGCAGGGUACGUGGUCAACACCACGUAUCCUAACAUGACGAUCGUCAGGUGUGCCGCGGUGGCCUCACGUCAAGAAAAUUCUACGUUUUGUCUGACGACUUCGCGAGAUUGCAUCGUAACCAACGCCUCCAUCACGCCCUACUACAACAACAGCGACGGCAACGGCUACCACCGCUGCUACACUACCUCCAAGCCGCUCUUCGAUAAAGCUGCUGCGCUGCUGGACUGCUCAAUGAACGGCAACUGUUGCCCCCAACCCUUUCUCAACGUGACGAACGUGGGCUGCGUGUACAGCCCCAGCUUCUGGUGGUUCCCCGUCCUGUCGCAUGGCCUCGCCCGCAAAAUGUGCCAGAGCAUGUGGCCCACUGGGGACCUCUACAUCAAGCCCACCAACUACCCCGCCCUCGUAUCCUACCUCCAGUCCAAGGGUCAGUCGGACGUGUGGGUGGGGGCUACCCGCAUCGGUACCACAAACGCUUUCCAGUGGAGUGACGGCAGCACAGUGGUAGCUUCGGACUACGGAGUUUUCCAAACGCUUAUUCCUUACAUGCCACCAAUCCUGUUCCCGCAGCCCGACAAGCAAGGUUUUCCUCCACGCCCCUUUGGCACGGCCGACUGUCUCCUCGUGUACACAAACCAAAAUGUAAACAAACUCGGCGACGAGUUUUGUGACAUGUUGAAGCCUUACCUUUGCCAAAUACCCUAGGUACUCUCGUAGAACUGGAAGAAUUCAUUUCCAUUGACGAAAGGCAUAGCAGUUUUACAGACUCUGACAUUCAUACGUCACGAGUAUGUUUGAAUAAUGUUUCCAAAGUCUGUAAAGCUUACACGUCGCAUUUUUUAAUCCGUCGAGAAAUAUCAAUUAUUCAUCCGCUUAAUUCAGAAACUGAGUAGUAAUGGUAAAAUCAUUUAUAAUAAUAUAUUUGGAAAGAAACAUUUAACAAAUUUCA
This is a messenger RNA of Hyalella azteca, 1027 nucleotides long. RefSeq lists its product as uncharacterized. NCBI's taxonomy places the organism in Eukaryota, Metazoa, Arthropoda, Malacostraca, Amphipoda, Hyalellidae. The coding region runs from base 1 to 783 and encodes 260 amino acids. The transcript has 3 exons. The record is from RefSeq and is a predicted model, not a curated record.